UAUGUGAGCCACCAUAAGUACUCUAAAGGAAGGACUGAAAUAAUGUAGUUGUGGUAGAAGAUAAUAAUAACAACAGAUAAGAAGAAGGGGGUCCAAGGCAGGGGAUGCGGGCGAGUCGCUCUGAGUUGGAACUGGAGAUUGGCAUAGAUCUCAUCUCUUUGUGGGCUGCAGCAAACCUGGGGAUUUAGAGCCACCACAAAACCAGUGGGAAACAUGAAAACCAACCCGGUCAUCCAAGCUGCCAUUGACCUCACGGCAGGGGCCGCAGGAGGCACUGCCCGUGUGAUUACCGGCCAGCCAUUUGAUACCGCCAAGGUGAAAAUGCAGACGUUCCCUGCCAUGUACCGAGGGUUUGUGGACUGUUUCGUGAAGAUUUACAAGCAAGUGGGGCUUCGAGGCUUCUACGAGGGCACCACCCCGGCUCUGGUCGCCAACAUUGCCGAAAACGCUGUGCUCUUCAUGUGCUACGGCUUUUGCCAAAGCGUUGUCAGGAGCAUCGUUGGGCUGGACAGCAAAGCGACGCUGAGCGACCUUCAAAACGCCGCCGCCGGCUCCUUUGCUUCGGCCUUUGCCACCUUGGUCCUCUGCCCCACCGAACUUGUGAAGUGUCGCCUGCAAGCCAUGCACGAAAUGCAAUUAUCCGGGGAGGUCGUGCACGGACGAAAUACAGUUUGGUCGGUAGUGAAAGGUGUCCUGAAAAAGGACGGUCUCCUUGGAUUCUACCAUGGCUUCUCCAGCACUUUGCUGCGCGAAAUCCCAGGCUAUUUUUUGUUCUUUGGAGGCUAUGAGCUGAGCCGGACGUUUUUUGCAUUUGGAAGGCCAAAAGAGGAAUUAGGCCCUGUGGCGCUGAUGGUCAGCGGUGGUUUUGGUGGCGUGUGCCUCUGGAUUGCUGUCUAUCCCAUUGACUGCAUCAAAACUAGAAUUCAGGUCCUUUCCGUAGCUGGAAAACAGGCAGGCUUCAUGGUAACGUUUGCAAGCGUGCUCCGGAAAGAAGGUAUCUUUGCCUUGUACUCAGGACUGAAAGCUACCAUGAUCCGAGCUUUCCCAGCCAACGGUGCCUUGUUCCUUGCCUAUGAGUAUAGUCGGAAACUGAUGAUGAACCAGUUUGAGGUGUAAUAUUUUUUAUUGUAGACUUACAAUCAUUGGAAACCUUUACAGAUUGUGAGAGCUGCUGCAAGAACAAAGAAAAAAAUCAAGUUUUAAAGAUUCUGGUUUUAUUUUUUAAAGCAUCUGAAGUUUUAAAUAAAUAUGUUGGGUUUUUUUCUAAAACACAAAUCAAAGAAGAAGAAUAUAAUACAUGAACAGAAGGAUUUGCAUUUCCCCCAGGGUCAAUUUAAAAAGCUCCUGCUCCUUAGCAAGUUCAUUAGACUGAAUGAAAUGCCAUUAUUAAAAAUCCUUCCAACUCUUCCCCGACUUUUAUUAAAGUACCUUUGGCUAUAGGUGUGCAAUUCUUUUUCCAAUAAUGGGA
Podarcis raffonei (Aeolian wall lizard) is the source of this 1468-nucleotide messenger RNA. Its product is annotated as mitochondrial ornithine transporter 1-like. NCBI's taxonomy places the organism in Eukaryota, Metazoa, Chordata, Lepidosauria, Squamata, Lacertidae. Gene Ontology annotation, biological process: mitochondrial L-ornithine transmembrane transport. Gene Ontology annotation, molecular function: L-ornithine transmembrane transporter activity. Bases 214 to 1116 code for a protein of 300 amino acids. The transcript has a single exon. The record is from RefSeq and is a predicted model, not a curated record.